Molecule: messenger RNA, 1182 nt
Organism: Fonsecaea monophora
Lineage: Eukaryota; Fungi; Ascomycota; Eurotiomycetes; Chaetothyriales; Herpotrichiellaceae
Exons: 7
Coding region: 1-1182 (393 amino acids)
Molecular function (GO): FMN binding; oxidoreductase activity
Source: RefSeq, a predicted model, not a curated record
AUGGCAAAUCGACCUCGAUCACUCGAUGCCCAUGUCUUCACUGUUGAGGAUCUCCAGGCGCUGGGUUCUAAAAAGCUCCCGAAAACGUAUCGUGAAUACUACAACGAAGGCGCCAUGGAUAUGAUAUCAUUACGCGACAACAUCGCCGCUUACGACCGGUAUCGAAUCCUGCCACGCGCUCUGCGAAACGUCCAAUGCGUCGAUACCUCGACGACCCUCUUUGGCUGUCAGGUCACCUUCCCGCUGGGCAUCAGUCCCUCGGCCAUGCACAAGCUCGCACAUCCCGAAGGGGAACUGGCAACGUCACGGGCGGCGGCCAACAUGAACGUCAGCAUGUGUUUGUCGUCGUACGCAACUACCUCGCUGGAAGACGUGGCGGCGCAGGGCCGCGGCAACCCGUACAUGAUGCAGAUCUGCGUGCUCAAGGACCGGAACAGGACCGCGCAGCUUUUGGAGAGGGCUGAAGGUCCGUAUUUGGCCAUUCGCCAUACAUACUUCUUGCUUCUUGCCCUCCAUUUCCCAAUCCUCUCCAACCCCACGGGAAAGAUAAGACAACUGCUGACAUGGGUCUCUGGAACAAAACCCCGUUCUCCCCGAACAGCGGCUGGCUACAAGGCCAUCUUUCUUUCAGUCGACGUCCCCGUCCUGGGCAGGCGUCUCAACGAGUUCCGCAACAACUUCACAUUACCCAACGACCUGAGUUUCCCCAAUAUCCUGUCUUCGGGCCACGACGAGUUUGCCAAGGAAGAAAGCUCGCAGGACUACGAUUCAAGUCUGGAAUGGGCAGAAAUCAUCCCCUGGUUGAAGGGGAAGACGAGGAUGCAAAUCUGGUUGAAAGGCAUCCUCAACCCGGCCGACGUCUUACUUGCCAUCGACCACGGCGUGGACGGUGUGCUGAUCUCCAACCAUGGCGGUCGCCAGCUCGACGGAGUCCCUGCCACCCUGGAUUGCCUGAGGGAGUGUGCGCGAGUGAGCCGGGGUCGAAUCCAGAUGGCUGUCGACGGGGGAAUCCGUCGCGGUUCAGACAUGUUCAAGGCCAUCGCACUCGGAGCGCAGCACUGUUUCGUCGGCAGGGUCCCGAUCUGGGGACUUGCAUACAACGGACAGCAGGGCGUCGAGCUGGGCUUGAAGCUUCUCUUGGACGAGUUUCGCACGACUAUGGCACUUGCAGGGUACUUGUGA